AUGACAUUCAUUAUCAGUAGCAUUCCUCUAGUUCCCUUUACUGGUAGCUCCAAGGUGGGUUUAAUGGUACAACACACAGUAAGUGGUAGAUCUGGCAAAACAUUGCUAGAGUUGAAUGGGAACAAUGCAAUCAAAGUCAUGGACGAUGCUGAUAUACAGUUAGUUGCUCGUUCUGUUCUUUUUGCUGCUGUUGGAACCGCUGGCCAACGUUGCACAACUUACCGUAAAAUCCUUUUGCAUGAGAGUGCGUAUGACAAAGUACUUGAGCAACUCCUUACUUCAUACAAACAAGUCAAGAUCGGUGAUCCUCUUGAAAAAGGGACGUUGUUAGGACCAUUACAUACUCCUGAAUCGAGGAAUAACUUUGAGAAAGGAAUCGAAGUCAUCAAAUCCCAGGGUGGUAAAGUACUAACCGGCGGUAAAGCAAUAGAAGGUGAAGGAAACUUUGUGGAGCCUACGAAACUUGAGAUAUCAUCAGAUGCUGCUGUUGUUAAAGAAGAGCUAUUUGCUCCGGUUCUAUAUUAUGCUCUAAAGUUUAAGUCAUUUGAAGAAGUUGUAGUGAUAAACAACUCGGUUCCUCAAGGUCUAAGCAGCUCCAUAUUCACACGUAAACCUAAACACAUCUUUAAUUGGAUAGGACCAAUGGGAAGUGAUUGUGGGAUAGUGAAAGUGAACAUACCGACGAAUGAAGAUGAGAUAGGAGGUGCUUUUGGAGGUUAGAAAGCGACUGGUGGUGGUCGUGAAGCUGGUAGUAACACUUGUAAGCAGUAACAAUUUCUCUCUCUCUCUCUUACGACUACGAUCAACUAUGGGAACAAGUUACCUCUAGCGCAAGGAAUCAACUUCGGUUAA
Brassica oleracea var. oleracea is the source of this 852-nucleotide messenger RNA. Its product is annotated as aldehyde dehydrogenase family 7 member B4. Gene Ontology annotation, molecular function: aldehyde dehydrogenase (NAD+) activity. Lineage: Eukaryota; Viridiplantae; Streptophyta; Magnoliopsida; Brassicales; Brassicaceae. The record is from RefSeq and is a predicted model, not a curated record.